AUGGCUUCGCACAGUGAUACUCUGGUGGUGUUCUUUGGGGCAACAGCUGGUGCAAAUGGGGGUAAACUGGGUUCGGAUGAGAGGGAAAUAAUUCUCUUGGUGUGGCAAAUUGUGGACCUACAUGAGAAAAAGGUCGGAAAGCUUCACAGGUGUCUAGUCAAGCCGGACACUUUGGAGCUGACGGACCAGUGUAAAGAAGACACCGGUCUGAACUUGGACGACAUCCUCAACGCAGAGCCUCUGGACAACGUCCUGCAACAGUUCCAGCAGUCCGUGUUGUCGGAGCUGAAGUCUCUCGAUAGGAUCUCCUACACCCUCUGUGUCGAUGGUCCCCUCAUCAUUCGACAGGCCUUCCACCCCGAGGCCUCCAAAAAGAACCUCAUCCUCCCAGAGUGUUUCUUUUCAUUUGUGGACUUGAGAAAAGAGUUUCACAAAUGCUGCCCCAACACGGGCCCUGUGCAGGACCUCGCACUGUCCUCCAUGUUGGAGCACGUGUGUCUUCCUCCGAUGUCGGAGAAGGUGAUGGGGGUGCGGGAGGUGAUGAGCAUGGUUCAGCUUACACUCCACCUUCUGGCUGAACCCUAUAAUCACAAAUUCCCCUGCGUUGAAACAGUGAAGUACAAGUUUGAAUCCGGUGCAUGCAGCAAGACGGAGCCAGUGGACAGUGAAACUGUGAUCAGAGCACGGGGCCUACCAUGGCAGUCCUCAGACCAGGAUAUCGCCCGCUUCUUCAAAGGCCUCAACAUUGCCAAGGGUGGCGUGGCUCUCUGUCUGAACGCCCAGGGCAGGCGAAACGGCGAGGCCCUUGUUCGUUUCAUCAACCAGGAGCACCGAGACAUGGCCAUGGAGCGCCACAAGCACCACAUGGGCAGCCGCUACAUCGAGGUCUACAAGGCCACAGGGGAGGAAUUCCUCAAGAUUGCUGGAGGUACAUCCAAUGAGGUGGCCCAGUUCCUCUCUAAAGAGAACCAGGUGAUUAUCCGAAUGCGGGGGCUGCCCUUCACCGCCUCGUCGCAGGAUGUACGGGCCUUCCUGGGCUCUGAGAGCCCCAUCACAGACGGUGCUGAGGGACUUCUCUUUGUCAAGUACCCCGAUGGCCGGCCCACGGGCGACGCCUUUGUGCUGUUUUCCUGUGAAGAGUAUGCCCAGAACGCCCUGAAGAAACAUAAGCAGAUCCUAGGAAAGCGCUAUAUUGAGCUGUUCAGGAGUACUGCUGCCGAGGUGCAACAGGUGCUGAACCGCUACAUGUCCACUCCUCUGAUCUCUACCUUGCCUCCACAAGCCAUUGUACCCGUGCCGGUCCUCACCUCGCCUUCCUACGUUCAAACGGCAAGCAGCACACGGGACUGUAUCCGCCUGCGGGGCCUGCCCUACACCGCUGCCAUUGAAGAUAUUCUGGAGUUCAUGGGCGAUCACGCCAUUGACAUCAAGCCCCAGGGGGUCCACAUGGUCCUUAACCAGCAGGGGCGUCCCUCGGGCGAUGCCUUUAUUCAAAUGAAAUCGUCUGAGAAGGCCUUUAUGGCAGCCCAGAAGUGCCAUAAGAAGACUAUGAAGGAUCGCUAUGUGGAGGUCUUCCAGUGCUCAGCAGAAGAGAUGAGCAUCGUCCUGAUGGGAGGAACCCUCAACCGCAGUGGCCUCUCCCCCCCACCCUGCAAACUGCCUUGUCUGUCCCCUGCCACAGCCUUUGCUCCCUUCCCUACUCCAACGGCCAUGCUCCCUGAGGCCGCCCUCUUCCAGCCUGCUUUACUGGCCACCCCCAGACCUCCCCAGCCUGCUACACACAGCCCUGCAGCCACUCUGGCCUACUAUGCCCCCCAGCCACACGUCUAUAUGAACAUGAACUACACUGCAUUCUACCCCAGUCCACCAGUUUCCCCCUCAACAGUUGGCUACUUUGCGGCCCCACCGGGUGCGAUGGCAGCAGCGGUUGCGGCGCAGCCCCACCCGGUCACUGCUGCUGCAUCUUCGAUAAUGCCCCAGCAGGGAGCCCUGGUCAGGAUGCAAGGCCUGCCCUACAACGCUGGCAUCAAAGACAUCCUCGGUUUCUUCCAGGGCUACCAGCUCCAGCCGGAUGCCAUUCUCAUCUUGUACAGCCUCAGUGGCCAGCGCAGCGGCGAGGCUCUGGUCACCUUCCCAAGUGAGGAGCUUGCCAGGCAGGCCGUGGUCGAGCUUUCCAACCACCCCUGCUUCGGCCAGCCUGUCCACCUGGUGUUAUGUACCUGACCGGCCCAACUUAUUUUUGACCUUUCAACCCUCUCUUCAUUCCAUUAGCUGCUACUACUGAAAGACAAGGCCACAGCCGUCUCCAGACAGUUACGCCAUGGAAAUCGGAAAGGCUUCAGUACUUCCCCUUGCUUCCUAACAGAAUGUUGUAAUAAGCUAUCAAAUGCUCUCCCUUUUUUCCCCUAAUCUGCUAUUUCUAAUCUUUACCCUGAUAUGUUUGGCCCUUAACACAACCCGAGCCAUUGUUUAAAGAGUAUGAACUUUGCCGUCGGCAUUUCGGCUUCUCACGUAAUGCUGAAAUAAUUAGUAAUCCUAUUCCAUCUUAAUGUUGGGUAUCUCUCCCCAAGGAUGAAAUGUUAGGGUAUUGUUACAUAUUUGCAGCUAGUAACCCAGAUAGCUUGUGGAGAACGGGCUGCCCGUGGUGCGACCUGGACACACAUUGUUCAUGGCUCCGGACAGACCAGCCCAGUCCACCUAUGUUUUUAUACAUUACGUCGUCGUUCAUUUGUUCAUGCAUAUUCAUCCACAACCCCUCAACAAAAAGCACAAAACCACUUCCACCCUCCAGUUUUUUGUUUCACUCUUAGCUGCCUUGUGGAAAAAAAUUUCCCCCCACAAAGAUGGGAUGGCAGCCUUUUGUGUGUGUGUGUGUGUGUGUGUGUGUGUGUGUGUGUGUGUGUGUGUGUGUGUGUGUGUGUGUGUGUGUGUGUGUGUGUGUGUGUGUGUGUGUGUGUGUAUCCUGGCUGCAAGCACAGCUGUGCGUAUCCAUGUGCUUUUGCUUAUAUUGAAUGAUGUGCCUAUAUUGCUGGGCUGCACAGUGUAGCAAAUAAAGAAAAAAGCCAUAUAGACUGCCUCAAAUGAUACUACUACUGAAUGGUUAAUGGAGCAAAUCCAAACGGGACUUUCCAAGUGGCCUGACUUGGUUUAGAACGAGGCCCGAGCCAUAGGGACUGUAAGUCACACAAGAGCAAUAUCAUGAAUGUGCCUUUUGACAACUUUUUUUUUUCCUGUAACGUUUUUUCCUGCUGUAAAAAGCACAUAUGCCAUAAUGCCGUCUUUUAUAGACCGUGUCUCAAGCACUGGAUUUCUUUUAUUGCGAUAAUCAUAAAAGAGUAUGAUCAUUUUGCAUGACCAACUGAUUCUUUUAAUAACCCGAUUUCUUCUCAGAACUGGAAAUGAUGUUGUUUAAAUGUGAAAGAGCUGAGUCAUAUCCCAAAAGCUUUUGUUUUGAAACGGUCAGCCUCAGCUAGCUCUCUUUAGUUAGUGUUUCCGGACUGUUGUGUACGGGAUCCGUCAGCGGCAUACUUUGAUCCUCUCCCCUUUUAGACCAGAACACUGUGUAAAUCCACACGAGUCCCUUCUGCUGUACCGGGGCUGCCAGUAACGUCUCUGGGUUUUCAUCUUCGCUGUGCCUACAUUACCCAGAGUGCAAUACGGGCCAAACUGAGGCUAGCUCAACCUCUGGUGGCAGAGAUGUUUUUUGUUUUUUUUUUGGAAACGAGUUUGAGACUUGAAUUAUUUGUAUAUGUCUGUAAACAAUAAAAAGUUG
Lampris incognitus (smalleye Pacific opah) is the source of this 3772-nucleotide messenger RNA. It is a transcript of the gene esrp2, whose product is annotated as epithelial splicing regulatory protein 2. The record is from RefSeq and is a predicted model, not a curated record. Gene Ontology annotation, molecular function: mRNA binding. The transcript is spliced from 15 exons. Gene Ontology annotation, cellular component: nucleoplasm; ribonucleoprotein complex. The coding region runs from base 1 to 2223 and encodes 740 amino acids. Lineage: Eukaryota; Metazoa; Chordata; Actinopteri; Lampriformes; Lampridae. Gene Ontology annotation, biological process: regulation of RNA splicing.